AUGGAAGUUAUUAAUGACAUAGAACAAGAAGAUAUAUACAACAUUGCGCCUCCAUUUGUUGAAUUAGAAAUGGAUGAAUAUGAUGAAACUGAUGAUAUUAUUCAUCAAAAUGUUCAGGAAUUGUGGGAAUUUUGGCAGCAAAAAGAUACAGAAGAAAUGGUUUAUAGCAAUAUAGGACAUACUUUUAUUCAAUCUAAUCAUGCAACUAUUAAUGAAGGAAUAUUACAAGAAGUUAAUAAUUUUAUUUAUAACUAUGUGAAUAUUCAUGAAUUUCCAUCACCAGGUCAACAUAUGUGA
Molecule: messenger RNA, 297 nt
Organism: Cetraspora pellucida
Lineage: Eukaryota; Fungi; Glomeromycota; Glomeromycetes; Diversisporales; Gigasporaceae
Source: the annotation of a GenBank genome assembly